UAUAAAUUAAUACCUUCGAUAAUUUUUCAAUUAUUUCAAUAAUGUAUAACGUACAUGGAAUACGAUAAAAUAAUAAUUGAAUUAUAGCAGAUUUUUGUUUAAAUAUUGUAUAGAAUAUCGGGAACUUAAUUUUAUCCACGGACGCGAAUUUUAAAGUAGUAGAAUCAUCGAUAGCUCGUAGGUUUCCACGACUAUCAAAAUGCAGUAACCUCUCCACGUGAGAUAAAUAAAUGAUAAAUAAUAUCGUGGAAAAAAUCUCGUUUUCUGAGAGAAGGAACGAUCGAGUAAAACUUGAACGAUCCUAUAUACAUAUACGUUGGCAGGGAACGCUAUAAUACAAUCGCAUUACGCACGCGCGCAACCCUUACGAUUCCAAAGCGGAUAAAGUGGCUGUUGGUGUGGCGGGAGUGUCAGUCGCUAUGCGCUUAUACGUGAGUACGUUAAGUGCUUUUUCCCAUUGAUCAUUUCUCUCUCUCUCUCUUUCUUUCUCUUUCUCUCUCUCUCUUUUUAUGUCUUUUGUUAUCUUUCUCUGUCUCUUUCAUAUACACACUCGGUCAUUCGUCUGCGUGAUCGAAAUGCAACCCUAAGCGGCCUCGAUUCUAACGUAUUAUAAUAUCAUUGUGAUACGAUAAAGACAAAAAUCAGGAAGAGAAAAAAAGAUUAAAAAGAUAACCACGUGAAGCUCGAUUUUUUUCUUUUGUUUUUUUUAUUUUUCUUUUUUUCUUUUUUUUUUUUAAUUCGCAACGCCUGUGUUCUUUUAUGCGAUGGACGAAGAUUAUACGAAAAAAUUUCCACACAUCGACGAAACGAUCGUAACUCCACGCGAUCUCUCGCAGAAUGGAUAUAAGCUCUUUGAUACCAGCUGGACUUCAAAGCGGACAGACUAACUUGCCGGAUAUUCCGUUACCCGGUUAUAACAAGUUUUCCGAAAAUUUGCGAAAGUUUACGCCGCAGGCAAUACAGUGUGCCAUUUUUUGCGGUGGAUCCAGAUGCAAGUAUGAAAAUCCAAAAGCAUGGCCACCGGUUCACAUGGCGAUACAAAACGUCUUUUCGCACUGGGUGACAGACGAUGUUUUAGCCAUGGCACGACCAAAUACAGGACAAAUAAUAAAGGAAAACAUAAUUGGCCAAUUUCAGAAAUGGAGUAUAAAAACCAUAAUAAACUUGCAAACACCGGGUGAACAUGCAAGUUGCGGGGGACCUCUCGAAAAGAGUGGCUUCACCUACGAUCCUAAUAUUUUUAUGAAGAACAAGAUUUAUUAUUACAAUUUUGCUAUGAAGGAUUAUGGCGAAGCGACGAUGGCAAAACUUUUGGAUAUGGUCAAGGUCGUAGCCUUUGCCGUGCAAGAAGGAAGAGUGGCGAUUCACUGUCAUGCUGGUUUAGGUAGAACAGGUGUUCUGAUCGCAUGUUACCUGAUUUAUAAUCUACGAGUGAGAGCAAACGAUGCCAUAAGAUUCGUUCGCAUGAAGCGACCGUGUGCGAUUCAGACACGAGGACAAAUAAUUUGUGUUCAGGAAUUUGAACAUUUCGUGUUACCACAAAUGAUAGUUUAUCCAUUAAACAGCACGAUCGGCGAUAGAAAAGCAUGUAGUCUUCAAUCGUAUCUGAAACGACAGCAUAAUGUAUUGCAUGGUUACGAGCAACGUACUUUUAAACAUAUACCAAAGAUCGUCUUCACUAUUUGCGAACGUAUUCUACAGCUUUGCGAUUGUCAAGAAGAUAAUUCGCCAUGCGAGAUCGAGUACAAAGUUUCGAGUAUACCGUUUACACGAAAAUUUAUUUCAUAUUUAUUAGAAAAGUUACGAGAGAACGGAGGAAACAUAAGACAUUCUUACUCCUGGACCGAAUCUCUAGCCGAUUCGUCGCUCGAUUAUUCGGCUUCUACGAAAGUUAGAGCAGGUAGCAGCGUAGAAACGUCGCGAGAUACGAUAGAUGAUAUUGAAAGAUUGAGCGACGUAUUUUGCACGUCGCCCGACACUCCUUCUUGUGAUUCAGCUUAUACGGGUUUGGACGACAAUUGUGUCGAUGAUGUUUUAGCUGAUGGUAUUCACGGGCAAGAUCUUAUUGAUAAUGAUUGUUACAAAGAGAUACAAUCACAAAUCGAUCUAAAGGUUGCCGCGAGUAAUGAAAUAUUUCGAAAGAUUAAUAUCGAUGAGGUUGUUAAAGCGUUGAUUAAAGAUUCUACAUGUUUGUGCGAUAAAAUGAAAAAAUUUUUACAACAAUAUCAGAUGGAUUUGAAUAAUCGUUGUACAGCAUGGCAACGUUUGGAACUCGAAACUGAUCUCGAUGUUUUAUUUGGUCUUUUAUUCGAAUGGUUAGAGACGACAUUGAAACAUCCUAUUCUCGAUAUGGAUAGUCUGAGUUAUAUCGUCGUUUGGAGUUCGAAACCAGAACGAUGUUUCGAAAAGAUACCUAGUUCUAAUAGAUAUCUUUUGGAAUAUCUUUUAAGAUUCGUUUCUCGUUUGAGACCAAUGACUGGUGAAAGUCAAUGUCUCGUAACGAGAAGAUUCGUCGCUUCUAUGACGCAACAAACUGUUUGGAUGAAGAAUUCUUUUCGACCUUCGAAUAAGAAUUUUCCGAAGCUACGACGUGGCACGGCUGGCAAGAUAAAUGAAUUUUUUAUACGAGCGAUGAACUUGAUAGAAGAAAUUAAUACUCAAGAAAUGAGUAGACCAACGUGGAUGUCGAGAUGGGAACUAGUAUCGAGACAAUUAAAUAAAUUGGAUGAAGGGGAGAAAGAGAAAUGAUAAAGAAAUUAAGGCUUGUAAAUGUGACUUUAAUGACAGAUCUCUAUAUGCUGCGAUUAAUACCGACCCAGAUCUAACCACGUGGAGGUUGCUAGAUGCGGAGAUUUAUGGGCUAACGGUGAUUCUACAUUUUUAUACCACUGCUACUAUUACUAUUAUUGAAAAAUCAAAGCAACGGGAUGAUUGUCGAGAAUUCACAUCACCACUAUUGAGCACGACAGGUCAUGCUUAAGCGACAAGUUACACCGGAAUCCAAGAUUGGACUCAACCGCAGCCACAAAUACUCAUGCGAGUGUCCCGGAAGUAUCCACGCGUAUACGUUAAGUAUAUUGGAGCCAAGCAUGAACUUAAUCGCACCCGAGAAUACCUACGCCUGCGUCUGCAGAUGCGCGCACAGGAGAUGUUCUUCUAUUCUACCCAAAUGGAAGUAAAGAAAUCCUUCUACAUUUCAUGUAGAAAGAUUCUUCAAGUUUCUUAUGUAAAAAUCUAAAACUUUCGAUGAUGAAACAAUCUCUUGACGGCGAAUUUGUUCCACGUCGGCAAAGAUUGUCAAUUGAUUGUUAAUUUUUGUUCCCUUAGCACUUAGUCUACGACUUCAUGUUCAUAUUUUAAGUUUAUUCCUUGCUUAAAAGGGACAAAGCGAGAAAAGAACUUUUUCCAAAAACAAAAGAAUAAAGAUUUUUCAAAAAUUUAAGACAAUUAUACCCUCGGUAAUAAGAAACUUGUCAAUAGAUUUUGUUUACUCCAAUGUGCUGCAAUGUGAAUAAUUUACCAUCAGUCGAUAAAAUAAAUUUCUAACUUAGCAUCAAUUGAAAACGUAAAUUGUUUGGUUAUUCAUUGAUGAUAAAGUAAAUUCCUGUUUUUAUCAAUCGGAUUAAUCGACCAACAUAUUCAUUUUUACUAUUGGUAAAAGUAAUGCUAUCAAUACAAUUAUUAAUUGAUGUGUUAAAAUUUUACUUACAUUUGCUCUAUUUAUCCAUUUUCCAAAAAAGAAUUGGCAUGUAUCAUUCAAUCCUUUUGUU
This is a messenger RNA of Vespa velutina, 3770 nucleotides long. RefSeq lists its product as uncharacterized. The transcript has 12 exons. NCBI's taxonomy places the organism in Eukaryota, Metazoa, Arthropoda, Insecta, Hymenoptera, Vespidae. Bases 838 to 2748 code for a protein of 636 amino acids. Gene Ontology annotation, molecular function: protein tyrosine/serine/threonine phosphatase activity. Gene Ontology annotation, biological process: protein dephosphorylation; cilium assembly. The record is from RefSeq and is a predicted model, not a curated record.